Molecule: messenger RNA, 2248 nt
Organism: Leptopilina heterotoma
Lineage: Eukaryota; Metazoa; Arthropoda; Insecta; Hymenoptera; Figitidae
Gene: red
Product: lysM and putative peptidoglycan-binding domain-containing protein 2
Exons: 4
Coding region: 112-810 (232 amino acids)
Source: RefSeq, a predicted model, not a curated record
UCUAUCCGCAUGCGGUCGAAUUGUCGCGUAUUUCAGUGAGUGUUCUGUACUUGAUUCGUAAUGAUCUUGUUGUGAGACGAAGCGAAUUGGAAAUUUAUUUUAAGUGUUUAUAUGGAGCGGUAUGCUGACGAUGAAAUGGAAGAGCGAAGAUCAAUUCGCAAUUCUGGUAAAGCUCUCAAAAAGUAUGGAAGCACAUCUAAACACAUUAAACGAAAUGAAAUUAUGAUCAAACAUGUUGUGUCCAAGUCAGAUACACUUCAGGGAAUCGCCCUUAAAUUUGGAGUCACUACGGAGCAAAUUAGAAGAGCUAAUAGACUGUGGGCAACGGAUAGCUUAUUCCUACGAGAAUAUUUAUUGAUCCCAGUACCCGUGGAUAAUCCGUUAUCUACUCCAAGCAAUGAUGCUUUGACUGAAUCUGAAUCCAAUCACACGAUUGCAAGUACCUCUAGGUCCUCGUCGAUAUCGUCGUCCAUAGACCAAGAAAGUUCUGUAGACGAUUUCCUAGCGAGAAUGGAUUCAUCAAUAGCCAGUGUUAAGAAAGAUGUCAAACGCGCUCAAGGAAAUAGUGAAUUUUGUCACGAGGGUGACGAUUCAUUUAUACAGAAACGAAAAGCGGUGGCGAGGUUACGAAAUUCUCAUCCAGUUUCUUCAAAUCCUUACGCGCCAGUGACAACUUCAGAAUUAGUUAAUUCAUUCUCGUCAAGCGAUGUUCACAGUCUUCCAUCAACUGUUGUCAUGACACAAGGAAGACGAGUGCGGACAUCACUGCAAAGACUUCAGCAACAGCAAGACGAAAUGUUUCAAUUGUAGCAAUCAAUUUGCGUACGAACAGCCGUGCGUUGAAUCGUAAAUUUAUCGAAUAUUCCAAAAGAAAAAUCAGAAUCUAAAAUUUAUUUUGAUGGUGCAAUAAUAAGAAAAAAAACCGAGUAGUGCUUAGUUGAAGAAUUCAAAGAAAGAAAAAAUAAUCCUAGACCAUAUUAUGGAUCCCCAAAAAAAGGGAACCGUCUGUGCCUUUCCCUAAAAGCCUACAUUAUACUUUACAGCUAUUUUCCCUUAAUUUUUCUCAAUCUCAAUAAUUCGAAUCUUAUUUUCCCAGUGGUGCAGAUUUUUGAGAUUCAUCAAAGAGAUUAUUUAUUCGUAUAAGAAAAGGGACUGUUUUCUAGUUUUCUGUUUUUAGAAAAUGUAGAAAGUUGAAGAAAGAAAAAAGAAAAGAGAGAUAGUAUUUUGGAAUAAAUUAUUUUUCCAAUUUUGUUUCUCCGAAAAUAAAAAAAAAAUUGUCGACGUAUCAGAAAAAGAGACUUAAAAUCGCACUUGCUUCCGAAUAUUAAAUUCACAUUAGGACAGAUAAUAACAAAACAUUCACCAAUUAACUCUGUCUUCUCUUAUUUUAAUACGGAACAAUUCACCAGUCAUUCGUUGAUCGAAUGCAUUUUUUUUUCAUAAAAUAUUGUAAAAAAGAAAACUGCAAAUUCUAUUGUCCAUAAAAGUAGAGUAGACGAUGUGCAGCGAAAACAUUUUUAGAAAAAUGAAUCAAUGUAUCAAAAGAAUCCAUAAAUACAGGGAAAUAUGAAAGAUUCAGUAGUUAAAAAAAAUAAAAAGAGAAAUAUUAAACAAACGGAAUAAAUGAACAAAGUAUAAAAUGACUGAAAUUCGAAACAAAAUAAACGAAGAAGUAGAAAAAGAAAGAUACGAAUAAAAAAAGUUUGUAAAAGCAUAUUUUACAGGCACGAAAACUAGAAUUGAUCCAAAAAAAGAAACAUUGUCUCGACUAUAGAUAGAAGAAAAUGAUUCGAAUAAUGCACACAUUUUGAGUUUUGCUAUUUCAUACACAAUGAAACAAUGUAUUAUAACAGUGUUGUAUAGUAAAACUUAAAAAUAAUUUCUUCUAAAACGAAGAAAUUCGAUUUUAAGUGUAACAAUAAUUCGCUAUAUUUAAGUAGUUUAAUUUAAAAAGAAAUAAUUAUUAUCGUCAAACGAAUAUGGUAUUGUCAGUACCUGUGAUUGUUUUCACUUUAAAAAAAAAAAAAAACGUGUCAUUCCUUUAAGUAAAAAAAAGUGUUAAUAUACGUAUUCAGCUAUUUAAAAAUCAUGUACAAAAAAAAUGACAAAAAGUAUGUAUACUUCGUUGGUGAAUUUAUGAAAGAAAGUGUUGUUAAGAAUAUGUGAUUUGCAUAUUUGAAAAUUACAAUUUUCUUCAGUAUUAUGCAUUGAACAAAUUACAACUAAAUUAAAUUUAGAAACACUUUCU